AGUAAAAAAAGAGGUUUUUUCUUGUCGAUUUUAACAUUUUAAUAUUUUAAAAUUAAACACGUCUCUUUAUAAUGUACACUCUCGACUAAUUGACUUGUUCACGUGUGUAUGCCUUAUAUUAUCAAUUAAUUUUGUACGUUAUACAUUUUCUUUUUUAUUUUUACAAAAAUUAAAAUAAUGCAAAAUGUCCUAGGAAUCCUACGCAUAACUCGAAAUUACUGGCGGCCGUCAACGAUGGCACUGGCGAAGAGCGUUGCAAGAAGAACCAAGAGAUGGCCGGGAGUCGCGGCGUCGCGACGCUCGGCGCACCGGCGCGGCAUUCGGCGCCGGCAGCAGUAGUUGAGUCGGCAUCGCCGUUGUCGUCGCGCGACGUCGCCCUCGUCAUUGCCGGCUCAGGCACGGGGCUCGACGACCAUUGGUUGGCCGGUAGGUGGGAGGGUGCCCGGUGGCUGUCAGCGACGGCAGCGGGGGCAAGGGUUGCAGUCGUGCCGGGCACGCGGGCGGGGGUAGGAGGGGUGCAACGAACCCUCUCGCCUCGGCUCGAGUCUACGGAGCACGGAGUUGUGUUCGAAUCAUGGCGACACCCGACCCCGUAGACCCAGCCACCCUAGAGAUUAAGACCCGUAGCAUAGAACAGACACUACUCCCACUAGUGAAACAGAUUUCCACGUUAAUCUCACAUAGAGAACGACCGCUAUGCUCGGACCGGAGUCUACGAGCGGUCGCCAGAGUCGGCCAGGCAGUAAAUUUGGCCGUCGAGAGAUUCGUGACUGUCGGCGAAACUAUCGCGGACGACAACCCGGCAAUCAAACAAGACAUGUACGAGGCGUGCAAAGAAGCGAGAGUUGCGGGCUCGGCAAUCGAGAAAUUAUGCGAAUGUGCCUUGGAAGACAGCUUGGCUGACCGAGGUUCCGUCGUAAGGGCUGCCAGAUGUCUCCUAGGCUCGGUGACGAAAGUCCUCCUCCUGGCAGACGUCGUCGUGGUCAAUCAAUUGCUUCACGCCAAGGAUAAGGUCGCCCGUAGUCUCGGGCGCCUCGAAAGUGUCUCGAAUUUCACGGAAUUCGUCAAGGCGUUCAGCCAAUUUGGAGGAGAGAUGGUUGAGUUGGCGCAUUUAACGGGUGAUCGUCAGAAUGAUCUCAAAGACGAGAGGCGACGUGCGCAGAUGGCAGCGGCUCGACAAGUGCUCGAGAGAAGUACCAUGAUGCUGCUCACAUCCAGCAAAACAUGUCUGAGGCAUCCCGAAUGUCCAUCCGCUAAGGAGAACAGAGACACCGUUUUUUGCCAAAUGAGAAGGGCGAUGGAUCUGAUACAUUUCGUCGUCAAGGACGGUGUAUUAGACUGCAGCGAAUCUCAGUCCUACUCGAAUUCACAGAGCCCGGAACAACAAGACUGGGAUAGCAGUACAGUUUGUUCAGCUUUGAAAAGCUUCGAAAGGCUCGUUGAAACAACGAGGAUGACCCUGCUGGGACCGGGUUGUCGCGAAACACUUACAAAGGCGCUCGAAACAGUGGUCGAGAGGACACAAGACUUCACCGACAGCGCCUAUACGAGUCACGAGCAUAGAGAAAAUAUUCUUUUGCUUUGCGAUCGCGCGAAACUCGAGCUCAAUACACUCUUGCGGAUCGGCAAUAGUAUGAAUUAUGUGUUCCGUCAGAAUUAUGAAGGAGGCGGGGGUUCACCUAGCUCGGAAAUGGAACAAGCGGUGAUGGGUGUGCUACGGGCGACCAGAGACCUUCGCCAACAACUCUGCGCCACGACAAUGGAGCAGGCUGGCGAUCUUGGCCAAGUGACAAAAGCUGGCCAGGAACUCGUGUCAACGAUCAGAAAUCUCGCGCUGGCCAAUGACAUCGACCGUCUACAGGAGAGCAACGACAGGUUCCACGAGUAUAUCGAACACAUUCUCGAAGUGUGCAAACUUCUGAGACACGUUGCGCUUUCGGAAUCGUUGCAAGUGUCGGCCAAAUUCACGGAGAUCAACUUAAGAAUAUAUGGUCCUCAGGUCGUAACGGCCGCGCACACGCUAGCUAGGUAUCCCAACAGUAAAAUAGCCAAGGAAAAUCUCGAAGUAUUUGCUGACAUGUGGCAGUGGAUCAUGACUGACGUGACGACAGUAGCGAAAGAUGUUUUGGAACUCAGUCAAAACCGACCAGAGAAGCAAGUUUACAUGUCUUUGCCGCGGCCAGGGAAACAUGGCACGACGAGUAAGCCGUUAAAACCAGUGCGGUUGGACAGCGAGGAACAGGCGAAGAUUGCCAAGGCGGGUCUCGAGAUGAAGUUGAUCACCUCGGAAAUGGAUGCCGAGACGGAAAAGUGGCAGGAGAGCGGAAGCGCUCUAGAAGAGAACAAUGACAUCGUGAAACGGGCGAAAAACAUGUCAUCGAUGGCAUUUUCGAUGUACCAAUUCACGCGAGGGGAAGGCGCCCUGAAGACCACCCAAGACCUGUUUACCCAAGCUGAGUAUUUCGCCGAGGAGGCAAACAGAUUGUACAAGGUUGUGAGACAAUUCAGUUAUCAGGUACCAGGUGGACCUCAUAAGAAAGAACUCCUAGAAAAUCUGGAUCGAGUGCCGACCUACGUUCAGCAGCUCCAAUUCACUGUGAAGAACCCUACGGUUGGCAAGGCCGCCACUUUCACGAAGGUCGAUAAUGUCAUACAAGAAACGAAAAAUCUCAUGAAUGUGAUCUCGAAGGUGGUCACAACGUGUUUCGUCUGCGCCACAAAGUACAACCUGGAUUUCCGAGGUCUGUCGGCGCGCGGGGCCGGCGGCUCGCCGUACAGGGGCGGAGAGGGCGGGGGAGCUGACGGCGACGGUGGCGGAGUUGGCGUCGACGGCAGCAAGACGGGCUCCGCCCCCGGCAGCGACCCGUCCGUCUGACAGUUUGGGAUGGCCCGACGGGCCAAGGGGGACGCUCGCCGCACCCGGGUUUCCUUUCUGCUUUUCUAGGGAGAACCUCGCCUGCCCCAUCGACCACCAUCAAAGCGACGUACACGUCGACCGCCGGGAUUCCCGCGGAAUUGCCGUCAACAACUCGUGUCGGCAAGUACCGCGGCGGCGAUCGCGCGUCUUUUGGGGACACGGUAUUCGGAAGAAGGUGCCUCGCCUGGGAUACGUUCGCCGCCGCGGGGAGGCGACGACGUGUUGCGCGUAGUAACGGCAUUCGGAACCUGUGCGUGAGGAGAGCGUUCCUCUGACGGACGCCCCGAUGACUUGGUAUUUGGAAAGAAGAACGGUUUCAAUUUAACGCCUCCGCGACGUAAAAUGAGAACGAUCGCGAAAGUGUUGAUUGUUGUGCUAGAGGAAUCCUGGUUGAAAUGUUAGGAUUGACCCAGUUUGGAGAUACUCUCACAUUUCGACCAGAGAGUAAGUCAGCCAGUUUAGCCUCGGUAUGUUUAAUCGUGAUUUACGAAAGAGGGUAUAUAUGUUAUAUGUAAUUGAAAAUAUUGCAACGGUUCGACGUGCUUGGACAAUCGUUUGAGGUGUAACGAGGAUGCUUGGUCGACGUGUACGUUUCGCCAGAUCGUUUAGUUGUGUAUUUUAACUUCUACUAUACAGCAAUGAGAAACUGACGUUUACACGCUUCUGCCGUUAGUGAUCAGGUCUCAGUACGUACACAAUACGUGUUUGUACUCGGAAACAAAUGAGCUUGGGGGAGCACUUGCUUUACAGUACUUUACACGGUCGAGUUCCGCCGCGCGUGGCGAUCGAGGCGUGGAAAUGCGGAAAAUCGAGUACGGGAGUGUAACGGAGCCGAGCGCGAAAGUGGCGGAUGAAAUGCGCACGCCUCUAUGUAGUAGUUCUGCGAAAUUGUUCCUUGAUUCGAUUACGUGAAUCCACGCUUUGAUCGUUAGCAAUACUGAUGAUAAUGUAUCGCUAAAAGUGUCGAAUGGCAAAAGCUGCACUCGCGAACAAUGAAAUUUCAUUUUUGCAUCUUUGCGUAAUUCAAUUCAUGUUUUCGCGUUUUCACGGUAAAAAAAAACUUCUUUAAAUGAGGUUACGCUAAACAACGCGGCGUCUCGCAUUUCACUGCUGUUGCAUUAAUAACAGCUUCACUUUCCUGUUAUUACGUUCCUACGUAGAACGAGAAACCUCUAAUGGACGUUCAUUAGACGUCUGCCGCGAAUAUUUGGAAUCCUCCAUUACAUGUCCAUUAAACUUUUAAUGGACGUUCACUUAAAACCCAUGGUUCCGCAUUGCAUACGUCUGUUGGAUUUCCAGACGUAUUCAUAGUGGCGUCUAUUAGAUAUUACGUAGAUUAAUUAUAAAUAUAUUUCAUAGAGCUUUUUUACGUUAACUGGAAGUUUAAUAGAUUUUUACGGACCAGCGCUGUAAAUAAAUAAAUAUCAAAAUAACAUUUUAUUUAUUUGUAUCUUAAUUUUAAAGGUUCACUUAAAAAAUAUUAUUUUAUUAGAAAUUUCACGAUGUUGCGUCUUUUAUUCUAUUUUGUGUUAUGUUUUUAACCUUUCCGGGAUCGGAAUAUUAGGCGCUGGAGCGGCGUCAUCUUUUUCGUUCAACUUACUAACGAAGACAAAAAUGUUUUCUAGUAUUAAAACUAAAAAGUCGUCCAAAAAAGAGCCGGUCCUGCAGAAAUUAAUCACACUAAGAGAAAAAUGAUUGCAAUUACCAUAACUUAAUUAUAACUUAUAGUCAUUUUCAAUGCCAACUAUUUUUAAUUAUUUUAACUAUAUUAUUAUUACGCAAAUAAUAAGCGAAUAUUAAAAUGUUGAUAUCUAAAUUUACAUAGAAAUGUUUAUUUUAUUUUCAUAAUCUAUAUUUUGAUUUUUUUAACUAUAUUCAUCGUUAUCAUAAUUUAUGGCAAAAUUUUGUCACGGCUAGUAAAACUAUAAAUACAAAAUUAUUAAUAAUAAUAAUAUUAUCAAUUUAUCAUGAAUAUAAUUUGUAUUGGAAAUCUACGUGAUUUUCAUAUCAUGGAAAUAGAUGUCUAAUGAAUGUUACGUUCUAUAUAGGUUGAAACGCCGCGUUUGAGAGUAACAUAUAUCCGCUUACUAUACAUCCGUAACAUACAUUAAUAAAUUACAAAAUUAAGCUUUCAAUCUAUGAUUAUAAAAUCUAAGUAAGCUUAGUUUAUUCAACACGCAGUACGUUUUGUUACGACGCUAAGCUAAAGUCGCUCAAUACUAAUUAUAAUCGGCGUAAGGACAUAUCUCGCAAAUACCUGAAUUUCAUUAUCCUCGCGGGGGAGGGUGGGACGCGGCGAAACUUUUCCGCUAACGUAUGGCUGCGCACAAACAAAUCUUUCUUCCAUAUCGAGAAGUUGGUGCAACGACAAUAAUUAACAAAAUGUCGAUCGCAGUGCCUUUUAGGUGUGAAAACUUUGUCGAAACUUUGCCGAGGUUCAACCUCAGCUCCCGAAGUGUUACGCCAACUUCGGUAAACGGAUUAUGCAGAAAGAGAGAGAGAGAAAGAAAGAGAGAGAGAGAGAGAGAGAGUCGCAUUAUACUGGCAAGAAAAUAGCUCGCGCAUUAUACGUACAUCUGCAUGACUUUAGCGCGUGAUCGUCAAGGCGUACUGUAAAAAGCGAAAAAGGCUUUCAAAAGCUCUCUCCGCUCGGUAGAACAAUGCCGACGAAAAUCUUUAAGCAGCAAAUUAAAUUACGAAAGACUUUCUGAAAAGUCUGAAAAACCACGCGCUAACGAACGGCUUUCCCUUCUCUUGCGUUGCACUCAAUUCACAAGCUAAUUAGAGAAAUUUGAACAGUGGCGGUUUUCGAAGUCUUUAUACGAUUCCAAGAGUCCCGUCUAAGAGGUACUCUCUUUUUUUUUUUACAUUCUGUUAGCAGUCUUAUCCGCCAUUAUUCAGAUCGCUCAUAGCACAGAUUCACAUAUCCAAAAAUACAGAGAGUUUUUAAGCACUGAACUUGCAAUUAAGAAUUGUUUUAAACAAAAAUGCUUUUACACAAUUGCGGUAUCUACGAAAAAAAAAAAAAUAACGCCAUCUUAAUUAAUUAGUCGCGAUUAAUCGAGCCUCUGUAGAAAUAGAACAUAUAUUCGUGGGGCAGGAGGUCUAUUGAGGGGGACCUGGUGGCGGCAGCAGGGCGGUCAGGGACGUACUUUGUGGCAAAGACGUACAUUCUGUCACCACUCGAGAUCGCAAGUCACAACCUAACUUUCGUCGCCUGUACAAAAGACGGUCCAUCCGAUUUGAUGACGUUUUCUAACGCGGUGAAUGAAAACAUACAAAGGUUCUCACGGCGAGAGAACCGACGCCGGGUUCCAAGAUCGUCCUCAAAUCGGAUACUUUCCAGAAAUAGUUACACUCAUUGACGUCAAAGUUCCUUCUCGAUGCCACAAAGAAAAUGCCACGGCGACGAGAGUCACGUAUAGAAUCGCUCUUGAGACCGAAUUGCGUAUCGAUGAAUGAAGCGACUCGAAUUAUUUUCAAAGCGAGCCAAAUAUUUUAUCAGAGUACACCAAUAAAUGCGAUUGUACAUUAAUGUAUGAAUUAACAAUGCAAGAAUAGAUUCUCAAGAGCGCCACGACGAUAACAAGCGCCCGCUCGAAGUUGUUCUGUAUAUUUACGGGAUUACCCAAAAGAUUCCUGCAUGUUCGAGAAAUAUUUCUUAGCAAUACAUAAUAAGGAAAUUCGCCCGAGUUAGAAGUCCGCAUUAGUGAACUGCAAUUCGGCGAUUGCAGUCGUCGAGUUACCUUCGUACGCGUGAAUGUUCGCGAAUAAAUAUUAACAGCGGAAACAAAUCUCACGCGGGACGACGCCGGAGGUUUGCUUCACACACACACACACACACACACGCGGAAUCGCCGCGAUUAAACGCGAUUUCGCGACAAACAAAAACGCUACGUUAGAGAUUUCACGAUUUCUCCUCGACGUGCGGCAAGAUUCACGAGAAAAUGUGUCCGCCGAUUUUUCUACAGGCUAAUCCCUCGGCGUGUGUCUUUUGCGCGAUGGAACGCAUAUCGUGACAACGUGAUAACAUCGAAAUAUGUUACUGUUGUUACUUUUCUCUUUGACAGGGAAAAAAAGGAGGGGGAUCGAUGAAUCCGGCCGCACGCCAGGAUCGUGAGAGAACUGAUCGCUGUAGCAAAAUAAAAAUAGAUAAGCGAUAAUAAUUUAAUGAUAUAAUUUAGUACUACUAAUGUUAAUGCCGCUGGUUAACCGGCGACAAUCGCGACAUCUGUACAUACGACGUUAAGCGUGCGUAAAGAAGAUGCGUUGACAUUCGUGCAUUUUACGUAUGUACUUACUACUUACAAGUAAGUGCACGAAAGAACACACUGUUCUGUGUGUAUUAUACAGAGUUUGUGCAGAAAAAAAUAAUUAUUUUUCAACGCGGUAUCCAUGUGUCCAUUUCAAUCGCUCGAUCCGAUUUAAUGCUGGAAUGCUCGUUUAUUAUUUCCUCUGGUAUUCCACGGCUUCCAAUCUGUUAAGCGUGAUUUAUCGACAACAACAUCGACAAUUAACAACAUCGAUCAAUAUCAAGUUGUUGAGUAAACGAUAUAUCAAUGCUUACAAACUACGGUGAACAAGCUUGAAAUCUAAUAUCGCGUUGAACAAAUUAAUUGUCUACCUUCGAGCAUUUGAGCGUUAAGCGUGGUUUGUUUACUGAAACGAUCCUCGACAAGAUAAAUUGGCAUGGCACUCCAUACGGACCGAUCGAGAUAUUCUCACAAAUUCUUAGGGACGAAAAUAGCUGUUGCUAUUAUCGCAAUUAAACAGACAUGUGGUCUGCGAAUAUUAAAUAUCGCCGACUGUAAUCUGGCAUGGAAAUUUUAACAUAAAAUUGUAACUGCAAUACUCACAAAUGCAUGUGGAUUUGCGCAGCGCAGACUCUGUAUUAUACGUUAUCGCUCGGUAUUUAGACGUAAUUAGGGUAUACGUUCGUUAAGACGGUGUGUAAGUUGAAAUUUUUUUGUAUGAAAUGGCACAAAUAUUUUCUAUGAGAAAGCGGGAGUGAGUUCGAUCGUAAAAAUUGAGUUUCUAUUAUUUUUAUUGCCCGAUUCGCACAUCAGCGGAAUAAAAUGGUCGUCGCACUCGUCGCGCUGAUCAAUUACGCUUGUCUAUAGAGGAGAGAGAAGCUCGCGAAAAUAUAUUGUUAAAUAUAUGUACCUAUGAACAAUUCCUACGCAAUAAUAUACAAUGAUAAUACUUUCUCACAAGUAUAAACACGGGAGAAAGAGAAAGCGGAAAAAAAGAAGAGAAGUUAAAGGUAAAAAUAUAGCUUUAGUAUAUUUGUACCAUACAUUCGUGAACGAUAAUAUAUUAUGUUUCUUUCUUUCUGUUAUUUUCUGCGAAGUAAUUCUUUCGUCGCGUACAAUAAAAUUCAAUUGAGUAUCAGUUUACAUAGAAAUGACUGGACUGCAUAAAAACCAGGAUUGGCCAGAAAAGUCCAGUCAAUAUAAGAAACCAAUUCCGAUAUUUAGGGCGUCUGGGACUUUAUAUAUAUUAAAUGGAAUAAACUGACAAAAACUAUAAAAAUGAUUAAUUUGUAACACUAAAAUAUGUUUAUAUAACUUUAUGUAAAAAGAUAUUUGCUUUAAUUCUUUACAUGGUGGGCCUUUCAAAAUCCUACCUUUUUACAUUCAGUUUGUAAUUAAUUUAAUUGAAUUUCUUGAUUUUAAGUAUAGGUUUUUUGUUUUCAUAGUAUACUUAGCACAUAAACAAAAUGUUAAAAAAUGUUAAAAUCUACUAAUAAAUUUUUAUUUAGAUAAUUACUAUAAACAAAUAAUCAAAAUUCAUGGUUUGUAUAGAGAAAAUCUAAUUUUUACUAAACCAAUAUUAAAAUGGCUAUUCAGAUACUUAUUUAGGAUACUCUUAUAAUACGUUCUCUUAUUAGUAUAAAAAAAUUAACCUAGUAUGGAUUUUAUUUUGGAUAAGGUUUAAAUUGUAAAAAUUUUAUUUAAUUAAUAAUAUUCUCUUAUUGUUUAUUUUAUCGUUAAUAGGAAAGAUCAGUUUUUGCCACUUUAUUCCGAAAUACUGAUUUUUAUCUGGCACUGACUUUAUCAAAAAAAUGUGAAAUUUUGCCAACCCUGACAGAAAUAGUUAAUAAGUUUACCCGCAUAGUUCUAUUAUUAAUUAUGCUAGUAGUAACUUAAAUGCAAAAGAAAAAACGCUUAAAAUCACAAUCGAGAUCCAUUACGAUCGAUCGAGAUCUCAUAGAGAGGUGCUGAAAUUUCCCACGGUGUCAAGUCCGAUUACUUUUGCGUAAACGUGUUGGAAAUCACGGGUGUUAAAAGAAGUUCUUAAAUAGUCUAUGUGUGUAUGUUGUCCUUAAACCCAAUAUAGCGGACAAUGGAUCUGAUUGGCUACGUAGAUAAUCUGACACGUUGCUAAUAAUUCUUACUGAGAUAGAUUCUUAUAAAAUAUAUUAUUAUCAAUGUCUCGGAUCGCCUACACAUAGCCCACCAAAUUCAUUUUCCUCUAUGAUUCUACCUCAAUUCUCGAAAUUAGGUGCUUUAGAUUUCUUCACGAUAAAAUAUAUUGUUCAUAGCAUACGUACGCGUAUACUCGUCUCACGUGCGCUCCUAGUUAUAAUGUAAGGAUAUCCAAAAACUAUCGCCUUUUAUUUUAGCUGUGAUCAAUUUGGAGUCAAUUUUUUCUUAAUAGAAGUUUUUUCCGAGACUUAAGACGAGUUGGCGAAAAAAGUAACUUCUAAAAUCUGGCUGAAAGAAGGGAAAGCAACUUAAAAUUAUCAAAGUUUACGCCGUUAAGAAAAACAGUGUAAUAGUUCUGAAAUAGCCUCUAUAACGAACAUAAAAGAAUGAUGAAAAAAGUAUAACAGCAGAAAUAAUCUUUUUUUCUUCUUCAACGUAAUUUGUUUUCAUUAAGGUUUAUUUAAACAUAUACAGAUAUUUGGUAUCGUGAUAUUACUUGUUUCAAAUAAUUAGUAUCUUUUUUUUUUUUUUAAUUGCCUUUUAAUUAUCAAUCGUGUUUAUCUUAACUGAAGAAAUUUUUAAUUUAAUUCUUUUACACAACUACACACACAGAAGAUAUCUAUGUGAAGUUCGGCUUGUGGUUCUUUGUGUAAAUGAUAAGACAUUCUCGACACCAGAAAUAUGAAUAUAAUAAUGAUAACUACAAAAUAAUAAUAAGAAUAAUAAUAAUUGAUAAAAAUUAUAAUUAAAGUAUGGUGCAAAUCGUAAUGAUAUACAUACAUAAACAUAUAUUGAUAGUAACGACUGUUAUUAGUUGGACUAUUUCGUGCCUGUGUGGUCGAAUAUUACCAUGUUACGGAAGUGAAUCUGUAAUUCAUCAACAAAGUCUUAGUUUAUAUACGUAUAUAAAUAUAAACGUAUAUUAUGUAUAUAUUACGUUAUAUAAGGAUAAAAGAUAAAACUCGUAAUAUAUGCAGCCUUCCAAAACGUAUUUGAAUAGGGAAAGCGUAAAUGCAGGGUGAUCGUGCAAAUAUUUAAAAAAACAAUUUACAACGGUGACUUUUUUCCAUUUUAUACAAUCUAGUGGAUUAAAAUACUUAUGCUUCGU
Molecule: messenger RNA, 10453 nt
Organism: Monomorium pharaonis (pharaoh ant)
Lineage: Eukaryota; Metazoa; Arthropoda; Insecta; Hymenoptera; Formicidae
Gene: alpha-Catr
Product: alpha-catulin
Exons: 11
Coding region: 575-2875 (766 amino acids)
Biological process (GO): Rho protein signal transduction; cell adhesion
Molecular function (GO): actin filament binding; cadherin binding
Source: RefSeq, a predicted model, not a curated record